This is a messenger RNA of Asparagus officinalis (garden asparagus), 483 nucleotides long. RefSeq lists its product as uncharacterized. The transcript is spliced from 3 exons. Lineage: Eukaryota; Viridiplantae; Streptophyta; Magnoliopsida; Asparagales; Asparagaceae. The record is from RefSeq and is a predicted model, not a curated record. The coding region runs from base 1 to 483 and encodes 160 amino acids.
AUGGUGGCACAGGGUCCGAAGGAAGUCCCCGAGAUGAUAGAGCCCAACAACAGUCUCAACCUUACGGUAGGGAAGCAGGCCGCAAAGAAAGACGAGGACCCCAGGAAGCCACUCCUUGUUGUUAAGUUACAGGUGAAGACCAGCUUGGUUGAUGCCAUAGUUGAUUCAGGGAGUCAGAAGAAUUUGAUAUCCGAGACCCUGGUUCAGAAACCUUAUGAGGAGCAGCUAAGUAGGGUAUGCUUGACUACCUUUAGCAAGCUUCAGGAGGGAGAUCUUGACAGGUUUAAGGCCUCUACCGCACAUCCGUACAAGAGUCUGAGGAGAUCAAGAAAGGAUUUUGUGAUAGUUUGCCUCGAUGACAUCUUGGUGUACAGCAGAACCUGGGAGGGGCAUCUUGCUCAUAUAGAGAAGGUUUUUGAAGUGCUACAGAAUGGACAGCUAAAGCUCAACAGGAAGAAGUACAAAUUCGGGAAGGACGAGUAA